CACGAAACACUUCACUUGAGAUCAACCAACUGGGAGAAUCUUUCCAUUAUUACAUGUAUACCCUACGGGUGCUAUGAUGAUGGAAGGUGGAAGGAUUACAAAUCUGUGCGCUUCCCAGACCGUGACGCUUAGAUACGCGAAAUGUGCUUAUAUGUACUGUACCGAGCACCUAAGUGUGUCGAAUUAGGAAAUACAGCCCCUGACAAGCGCCGAUACUACUUAAGGUACUACAAAGCAAAGCACACAACGUCACCCUCUUAUCAUCACGAUUUAUCAGACUGAUAAUGCCUAAUCCCAAACAUCAUGAACAGUUUUACUUCACUUUCAUCACAUUUAUGGUCGAGGACUGUUUAUUCCGGGUGCCUCGUGACACACUAGAGUCGCAGUCGGAGGUCUUUCGCGAUCUGUUUCUACUACCUGUUGAGGCCGACCAAGCUGAAGGAUACUCGGACACAAAUCCUAUCGUUCUCGAGGGUAUUCUCAAGGAAGAUUUUCAAUCUCUUAUGAAGGUUUUAUAUCCCAUGCCAUUCACCCGCCUACCACCUUCUCCGGAUGCACUUCCAGCGACCCUCGAGGAGUGGACAAGCAUAUUGAAGCUAUCCAAAAUGUGGGGCUUCACCCACAUUCAGGAAUUCGCCAUUCAACAGAUGGAGCCUAUGCUUGCUAUCCGUCCUCUAGACCAAGUUGCACUUGCUCAAGAUUAUGGGGUCACAGAAUGGCUGGUCCCGGGUCUGCUGCAACUUGCAAGGAGAGAAGAGCCCAUCGGGCUCGAAGAUGUACGGAAACUUGGACUGGAUACUGCGUUGAAGCUUGCCGAUAUUCGGGAGAGCGCACAGUCUAGUGCUGUGCCAACUUGGGCUGGACGUCCAAGUUAUUUUAUACAUCCCAUACCAGACCGUUCAACUGACGUGCCCGCCAUCACUGCGACUGGUCCUCGAGGAUCUACUUCAUGUGAUUUCACCAAUCGAAUACGUCAAGUGUUCAAUUUGCAGGAGUCAUUUCAAACUCCAGAUUUUACAUUACAAGUCGGAUCGACGCAAUUCCUAAUACUAUAAUACUGUUUAUACUUUUGUAUAACAUUUAUUUAGGGAGUGCGAGCUGAUGAUGGUGAAAGCCAACCAAGGCG
This is a messenger RNA of Suillus bovinus, 1126 nucleotides long. RefSeq lists its product as uncharacterized. Gene Ontology annotation, molecular function: protein binding. The coding region runs from base 285 to 1055 and encodes 256 amino acids. The record is from RefSeq and is a predicted model, not a curated record. Lineage: Eukaryota; Fungi; Basidiomycota; Agaricomycetes; Boletales; Suillaceae. The transcript is spliced from 3 exons.